Danaus chrysippus (African queen) is the source of this 426-nucleotide messenger RNA. Lineage: Eukaryota; Metazoa; Arthropoda; Insecta; Lepidoptera; Nymphalidae. The record is from the annotation of a GenBank genome assembly.
AUGGCUGCGUUGAUAAAACUUCGUCACAUGCCAAUUAUUCAAAAGUCGGUUUGGAAUCAUCUGACAAAAAACAGUCGCUGUAUAUCUACUUCUAAAAAAAAUAGUGAUAGCGCAACAACAGAAUGUAAAACUGAAGACAAAAAUUGGGUUAGUUAUGGUUUCGACUACGAUAGUAAGGAAGAGGAUACUAAUGCCCACCACUCAGCAUUCUUCUUCUCAGUUUCGCUUUGUCUAGUCUUUGGAGGAUUUUGUUGGGCAUAUGCCCCAGACGUCCAUAUGAGAGACUGGGCGCAAAGAGAAGCUUAUAUAGAAUUGCAUCGUAGAGAGAAAGCUGGCCUGCCACCUAUUGAUCCCAACUAUGUCAAUCCUAAAACAGUGAAACUACCAUCUGAAGAUGAGCUGUGUGAUGUUGAAAUUAUUAUCUAA